Molecule: messenger RNA, 1504 nt
Organism: Puntigrus tetrazona (Sumatra barb)
Lineage: Eukaryota; Metazoa; Chordata; Actinopteri; Cypriniformes; Cyprinidae
Product: G2/mitotic-specific cyclin-B1-like
Exons: 9
Coding region: 114-1295 (393 amino acids)
Biological process (GO): mitotic metaphase chromosome alignment; mitotic cell cycle phase transition; regulation of cyclin-dependent protein serine/threonine kinase activity
Cellular component (GO): cyclin B1-CDK1 complex; nucleus; cytoplasm
Molecular function (GO): cyclin-dependent protein serine/threonine kinase regulator activity
Source: RefSeq, a predicted model, not a curated record
UGGGAAGCGAAGACGCGCAAUAAAUCAGCUGCCGUCCAUCGCGUUGAUUAACGUCUGAGGAGAACAGAUCACGGGCUGCUUGGUUUGUCUGCCAGUUUUCGGGGAGUAAGACAAUGUCGCCUCCAGUGACUCGAGCGAGCUCCAGACUGAAGCAGCUGAGGUAUUCUCUCCGCUCCAGAGCGCCGCUGGGAAACGCGUCCAACCUGAUCUCUGUUCACCGAGGGGACGAGGAGCCGAAGGGAACCGAGCUGGAGCGCGAUAGGAGGCAAAAAGCUGCACGCGUAAAGAAGGACGGGUUAAAGAGCAAGCGAGCCGCAGCCGAGCCUCCUUCAGCACCGAACCAGAACCUCUCUGAGGAGCGUGACGCAGUCGAGCCUCCUGCUCCACGCACCGACGUCUGUCAGGACCCGGGGCGUCUUCAGGAACCGCCUGACGCUCCUCAGACGUUCUCCAUCCUGUUGCUCAACAUUCCAGAUGUGGACUCGGCGGACGCUGGAGAUGCCCAGAUGUGCAGUGAAUACGUGUGUGACAUCUACGCUUAUUUACAGCAGCUCGAGGUAGCGAUGGCCAUCAGGCCGUGUCAUCUGGAGGGUCAGGAGGUGAGCGGCGGCAUGCGAGCGGUCUCCAUCGACUGGGUCAUGCAGGUUCAGAGAGAGUUCAGACUGUCACAGGAGACUCUCUUCAUGACCGUCGGCAUCAUCGACCGCUUCCUUCAGAAUAACCCGGUGCCCAGGAAGUAUUUGCAGCUGCUCUGUGUGACUGCGAUGCUGCUGGCGUCUAAGUAUGAGGAGCUCUACCCGCCCACGGUUGGAGACUUUGCGUUUGUGACGGAUGGGGCAUACAGCUGUGGAGACAUCCGGAGGAUGGAGAGAAUCGUCUUAAAGCGCUUGAACUACAGCCUCGGCCGACCCCUUCCUUCUCACUUCCUGCAGAGGGUCUGUAAGAUUGGACAGGUAUUUAUACUCUACUGCUCAAACCUUGAGCAAGAUGCCGGUCCGAGCGAGCGCGAGCUGGCCUCCUUCCUGACGGAGCUGAUGGUUCUGGACUAUGAUCUGGUCCAUGUUCCUCCGUCUCUCAGCGCAGCGGCUGCGUUUCAGGCGUCUCGGACGAUUCUGGGCUCGGGCUCGUGGAGCGCGGGUCUGCAGCGGUACACCGGCUACAGCGAGCAGACGUUGGCUCCGGUGGUGCAGGCCGUCGUUCGGACGCUGGAGAGCGUUACUGACCGGAGCAAGUUGCAGGAGAUCAAGAACAGGUACGUGAAGGUUUCUUCAAGCAUCUGCAGGAUUCUCCAGUGAUCUUUGGUGCAAGGAUCGGUUUUGAUGCACUUGAAGUUUUUAAGCACUUAAACUGAUUUGUAUCAGCUUUUAAUUAUUUUUAAACCUUUCAUUUUAUUGCAUAAAAUGUAUUCUAUCACUGAUUUACUGUAAUGUAUGAAUGAACUGAUGCGUUCAAAUGUAAGUCUGCUUUUGAUACAGAGAAGGUCAAUAAAUGAAUAUUCAUUUGA